AUGAAAGCUUUUGCUGGAAAAGGUGCUCUGCUCCUUGCAGCCAUCCUUGGCUUGCAACAACUAUCAUCCGGGGUUCCAGUUGGCACAACGCCGGACCCAUUUGAAGAUCUCCUGCCUCGUGGUGGUAUCCCACGACCGGUCGUACCUGAUAAGCCAGUGCCCGUACCACAUGCCGGUUCUAAACCGCCAGACCCGGUAGGGGGCAAGCCCGCUGGGCAUCCUGGAGGGGCAGCGGAAGUUCCCCGACUCGGAUCGGGCCUUGGCAUUGGGAAUGCUAAAUCCAUGGAGGAAUAUCGAAUAAAGGGCAGCGAGAGAAUUUCUGGUUACGAAGCCGCGGUUUCAGCAAAUAGACCUGAUACCAGGGUUGUGGAUGAUGCCUCACAAGUCAAGGUCGAGGAACCCGGGCUUCAAGAAUCGUACUUGAACAUUUUUAAGAACAAAGCCUACUUCGAAUUUGGGGACGAUAGGGGUAUGAGAGGAGCCGAUCUUCGUGAGCUGACUGCCUUUAAGGCGGAACACCUUGGCUUAGAUCCCAGCAGCAUCAAACAAAUGAAGCAGAUCACCAUCAAGCCUAAAAUAGAGGACUCAACGAAAGGCACCAGCAACCCAUCGCAAAACAACCCCCCCCCGACGGAUUUCAUUAGCCAAGGCGGAUAUGACCGCGAGGGAAGAUACAUCAUAGCUCAAGGUGGCUUCAAGGCCAACGACAAGACACCAGCUGGCCAACAACGCGUUCCAGUACAUGAAAUCGCUUGGCAAGCUUUUGCAAGUGUUGCCAAGGAAUCAAAAGGUGCACAAGCUAGUCGAACGAAGAACCUCAAAGUCAUCUUCCUCAUGGACAUUCAAAACAAAGGCUUCUGGAGUAUCGCUGAUCGAAAUUACAAGGAGGCCGGCAUUCCAACCAACCAAAUGGCCGUCUGGGAACGAGGAGACGCAGCGGCCACCACACGGUUUGAACGGUUCGUUGGCAGCGACAAUAUCAACGGCAAAGUUAUUGCUCUUACAAACCACCAUAACGCCAUCGGCAACAAAAAAUUAGCAAGGAUUAUCACUCUCCCGAAAGAAGCCCCAGGCUCCCAAAACAGAUUCACCGCAGCUCUUGUCCUAGAAUAG
Molecule: messenger RNA, 1113 nt
Organism: Venustampulla echinocandica
Lineage: Eukaryota; Fungi; Ascomycota; Leotiomycetes; Helotiales; Pleuroascaceae
Exons: 1
Coding region: 1-1113 (370 amino acids)
Source: RefSeq, a predicted model, not a curated record